Messenger RNA from Closterium sp. NIES-67, 1148 nucleotides. Lineage: Eukaryota; Viridiplantae; Streptophyta; Zygnematophyceae; Desmidiales; Closteriaceae. The record is from the annotation of a GenBank genome assembly.
GCAGACUUAGAUGCGAAAGUUGUGUCGGCGAAUGCGGAGCAGCAGUUACCGCCAUUGGUGUUUAUCCAUGGGAGUUAUCAUGCUGCGUGGUGUUGGGAUGAUAAGUGGAUGCCGUAUUUGUCGGCUCUGGGAUUCGACUGCUUCGCUAUAAGCAUCCUCGGUCAGGGUGGGAGCAACGUGCCGAACGCUCCCGUGGCCGGGACCAUUCAGUCCCACGCUGCUGACGUGUCAAACGUUAUCCGUCAGCUCGUUGGCCGGCCUCCGGUCCUAGUUGGACACUCGUUCGGCGGGCUGAUAGUUCAGGCGUAUCUUGCCGACGUGGCGAAGGACUGGGAGAGCAGCAAGGAUGAGGGAACCCCCUUCGCCCCUCUAACGGGGGCUGUGCUGGCCUGCUCCGUGCCGCCCACUGGCAACAUGGAGCUGGUGAAGCGCUACAUGCGCACGCGCCCCAUCCUCUCCGUCAAGAUCACCCUCAGCCUGGCCGCCAAGAUGUUUGGCUCGUCGCUCUCUCUCUGCCGCGACUCCUUCUUCUCGCCGCAGCUGCCAGAAGCGGAGGUGAAGCGCUAUCAGGCGCUGCUGCGGGACAGCAGCAAGAUCCCCCUCUUUGACCUGAGGAGCCUCAAUGCCUCGCUGCCUGUCGCCAAGCCGCCCGCGUUUUGCCCGCCUGUCAUGGUGCUGGGUGCUGCGGAUGAUGUUGUCGUGGACGACCAGGGCGUGAGGGAAACUGCAGAGUUCUUCAACACAUUGCCGGUGGUGCUGCCAUCCAUGCCGCAUGACAUCAUGCUGGACCUGGGAUGGAAGGAUGCUGCUGACGUCAUGCUGCAGUGGCUCGCAACCCAUGGGGCCAUCCCCAAGCAAUAGCCUCGGAGAAAUAAAGAGCAGCGUGUAUCUGCCUGCACCGUCUCUCGCAUUCAUUCAUCCCGUGCUCACAAGCACUCGUGCUGCUGUUUUCUCACACACACAGUCUGGCACUCUCCUUUGUUUGCUCCUCUCGUCUUGGUAUUAUUUCACCCAUGGUAUCUCUAACGCAGUAGUUGCUCAUACUCAUGGCUCAGCAGUACCUGCCAGAUUGCUUUUUUGUUGGGUCGAGGGUAUCAGAAAGAAUAAUUGAACUAGAAUGUGUGAGUACAAGGGUAUAUAGACUAGGG